This is a messenger RNA of Vespa mandarinia (Asian giant hornet), 847 nucleotides long. It is a transcript of the gene l(3)neo43, whose product is annotated as cytochrome c oxidase assembly protein COX16 homolog l(3)neo43. Gene Ontology annotation, cellular component: mitochondrial inner membrane. Gene Ontology annotation, biological process: mitochondrial respiratory chain complex IV assembly. The record is from RefSeq and is a predicted model, not a curated record. NCBI's taxonomy places the organism in Eukaryota, Metazoa, Arthropoda, Insecta, Hymenoptera, Vespidae.
AAUCCCUAGAACAGUAUACUUAACAAUCAUAAUACGACGUAUGCUUGACGGUGUAUUUUCGCGUUAUUUGUCUCCAAAUAUAAAAAUAUUUGAACAGUCAAAACGAAGUCAAAAUGAAGUUAACAAUUGUAUCAGUUCAAGUGUAUUUAGAUGAGAAUAAAAUAACAUAUUUAAUUAAUUUUAGAAAAAGAUAUUGGACUGAUAUAACCUAGAUUAUACUUUUGAUUACAUUCAAUUCCAUUUCUAACAUAUAAAGAAAAAAAUAACACUGAUGUGUCGCUGACCCCACCUAAUUUUAUACUUAAUAGAAUCGAGUUCGUAGAUUAAUAGCAAAAUCUUCAUACAUGCAUCAACGUAAAGAGUAAAUAGUAAAUACUAAUAAUAUCAUUUUUUUUCAUCGCUACGGCUUACAUCUUUAAUUAAAAUACGUAGAGGAGAAUAGUCGACUCUGAUUGGUAGAUCUCUUAACGUAGAAAUUGAAGAGGUUAGUUUUGGUCGUAACCUAUAAGAAUAAGGAAUAAGUUUAUUGAUUAACGUGAUGUCAUUAUUUCGAAGUAAAACAUUUCGCUAUGGUCUUCCAUUCAUAAUUUUAAUCGUCGGUGGAUCGUUUGGACUCAAAGAGUUUACACAAAUAAGAUAUACAUACAGACAACAACGGGCUUAUUACCAUGAAGCAAAACGAUUAGGUAUUGAAGUAAAAAAACCAGGAGAAAUUACUUUAGAUUCUGAAUUUGAAAAAGUUAAAGAGCUGGAUAUCGAUAAUUGGAAAAAUGUAAGAAUAUCAAGACCUUGGGAGGAAUAGAUACAAAAUAAAUUAUUUCCUAUAAAAUAUACAAGAGUAGAUGUA